AAGUUUCUGAUUGGCGGAGUCGCGGAAGCACCGGCUGAAAAGAGCUCCACAGACGGCGCGCCCCAGUCCCGGCGUAGCCAGAGUCGUACGACAAAAUGGCGGCCCCCAGUUAUUUAGGACGCCCAGAGGCGACAAAUCCGCCCCCUGCAGGUCAGGGUGAAAGGAGCCGCAGACUAUGUGGGCGGCACUGGAGGCUCUAGGUGGGGCGGUCCUACCUUCCUUCCUGCCUCACGGGGACACUGGAUUCCGUGCGACAACAUGGCCGCGCCCAGGGCGUGUGGGCGGAAACUCCGCGGCUUCCGCAGGAAUUACGAAAUCCCCAACACUUCCUCCCUCCGGGGGAUUUGAUCCCCUAUGGCCACCGCUAACAGCAUCAUCGUGCUGGAUGAUGAUGAUGAAGAUGAAGCAGCUGCUCAGCCAGGGCCCUCCCACCCACCCCCUAAUCCGGCCUCACCCAGGGCAGAAGCCCCUGGCUCCUCUCAGCCCCAUGGGGCUGGAGGAAGCAGUAGUUCGGGCGGCAAGAAAUGCUACAAGUUGGAGAAUGAGAAGCUGUUUGAAGAGUUCCUUGAACUGUGUAAGACGCAGACGGCGGACCACCCUGAGGUGGUCCCGUUCCUCUAUAACCGGCAGCAGCGAGCCCACCCUCUGUUUUUGGCCUCGGCGGAGUUCUGCAACAUCCUCUCUCGGGUCCUCUCUCGGGCCCAGAACCGGCCAGCUAAGCUCUAUGUCUACAUUAAUGAGCUCUGCACGGUUCUCAAGGCCCACUCAGCCAAGAAGAAGCUGAACCUGGCCCCUGCUGCCACCACCUCUAGUGAACCCUCUGGGAAUAACCCUCCCACAGACCCCUCCUCGGACCCAAAUGCUGAGACCACUGCCUCUGAGGCCCCAAGGACCCGUGGUUCACGGCGGCAGAUCCAGCGCUUGGAGCAGCUGCUGGCACUGUAUGUGGCAGAGAUCCGGCGACUGCAAGAAAAGGAGUUGGAUCUCUCAGAAUUGGAUGACCCAGACUCCACUUACCUGCAGGAAGCAAGGUUGAAGCGUAAGCUGAUCCGUCUCUUUGGGCGGCUGUGUGAGCUGAAAGACUGCUCUUCACUGACAGGCCGAGUCAUAGAGCAGCGCAUCCCCUACCGUGGUACCCGCUACCCAGAGGUCAACAGGCGCAUUGAGCGGCUCAUCAACAAGCCAGGGCCUGAUACCUUCCCUGACUAUGGCGAUGUACUGCGGGCCGUAGAGAAGGCAGCUGCUCGGCACAGCCUUGGCCUCCCCCGACAGCAGCUCCAGCUCAUGGCUCAGGAUGCCUUCCGAGAUGUGGGCAUCAGGUUACAGGAGCGUCGCCACCUGGAUCUCAUCUACAACUUUGGCUGUCACCUCACAGAUGACUAUAGGCCAGGCAUUGAUCCCGCACUGUCAGAUCCUGUCCUGGCCCGGCGCCUGCGGGAGAACCGGAGCUUGGCUAUGAGCCGGCUGGAUGAGGUCAUCUCCAAGUACGCAAUGAUGCAAGACAAGAGUGAGGAGAGCGAGAGACAGAAGAGAAGAGCCCGGCUCCCCCAGGCCACCUCUUCCCAUUCUGAAGAUACCCCCAAAUCCUCGUUGGAUUCUGGUGAGGGCCCUAGUGGGAUGGCAUCCCAGGAGUGUCCUACCACUUCCAAGGUUGAGAUCGAUGAUGAAGAAGAUGAGGAAAGUGAAGAGGAGGAGGAAGAAGAGGAAGAGGAAGAGGAGGAAGAUGAGGAGGAAGAAGAUGAGGCCACAGAUUCCGAAGAAGAGGAGGAUCUGGAACAGAUGAAGGAAGGUCAGGGGGACGAUGAAGAGGAGGAGGAGGAGGAGGAGGAAGCAGGGAAGGAUGGAGAUAAGAGCCCCAUGUCCCCACUAGCGAUCUCCACUGAAAAGAACCUGGAACCUCAUAAAGGGAACAGUGGGUCCUCAGAGGAGCAGCAAAACAAAAGACUCACAGAGUCACCAUCUUUACUGGCAGAAGAGCCCCCGGCCCCCUCUAAUGUAGUUGCUGAAAGCAGGGAAGAGCACCUUGAGGAGCUGCCCCUGAAGGAAGAGAGCCCUAUGUCUCAGCUCUUCGAGCUAGAGAUUGAAGCCUUGCCCCUGGAUACAACCCCUUCCCCUGAGGAGAGGGACAUUUCCUCUUCCAAGAAAUCAGAGGACCUCCUCACCACUGUGUUGGAGAAUGGGGCCGCCAUGGUCACCUCCACUUCCUUCAACGGAGGCAUCUCUCCUCACACCUGGGGGGAUUCCAGUCCCCCCCGCAAGAAAUCUCGGAAGGAGAAGCAAACAGAAGCUGGGCCAUUAGGAAAGAGCCAUGUGGAAAUGCAAAGGGCAGUGCAGAAGAAGAACGGGCAGAAGACACAUACCUUGCCCAGCCCGCCUUCCCCCUUGGCUUCUAUGGCUCCAGUUGCUGAUUCUUCCACAAGGGUGGACUCUCCUAGCCAUGGCUUGGUGACCAGCUCCCUCUGUAGCCCAUUUCCAACCCGGGUGUCCCACACUCCCCAGUCACAACCCUCCAGGCCUGGUACUUAUAAGAUGAGUGUGGCCACACAGUGUGAUCCCGAGGAGAUCAUCGUGCUCUCAGACUCUGAUUAACCACCUCCCCCUCCCCCCUGCCCCCAAAAUGUUUGGGAUGGUAUUUGGAGGAUGGUAGGAAGCACAUGACUGAGGAAGGGAUGGACUGAGCUAAUCGCCUUUUGGUGGUUUCUUUUUAAAAACAACAACAACAACAAAGCUUAAGUUUUACACAGAAACAUUAAUAAACAAUAAAGUUCUUUUCUUAUUGUA
This is a messenger RNA of Cervus elaphus (red deer), 2781 nucleotides long. It is a transcript of the gene DAXX, whose product is annotated as death domain associated protein. The coding region runs from base 355 to 2589 and encodes 744 amino acids. Gene Ontology annotation, molecular function: histone binding. NCBI's taxonomy places the organism in Eukaryota, Metazoa, Chordata, Mammalia, Artiodactyla, Cervidae. The transcript is spliced from 8 exons. The record is from RefSeq and is a predicted model, not a curated record.